Molecule: messenger RNA, 11360 nt
Organism: Brassica rapa (field mustard)
Lineage: Eukaryota; Viridiplantae; Streptophyta; Magnoliopsida; Brassicales; Brassicaceae
Product: AP2-like ethylene-responsive transcription factor PLT2
Biological process (GO): regulation of DNA-templated transcription
Molecular function (GO): DNA binding; DNA-binding transcription factor activity
Source: RefSeq, a predicted model, not a curated record
AUAUCAAUAGAGAUGGCAUUUUGACCGCAGCCCGCGGGCCUGGCCCGUACAAGACCCAUGCGGGGCGGAUUUGGGUAAGGGUAAUCGAAGCCCAUUUAAAAGCGGGUCUCGCGGGUAAGUGUCAUGCGGGUUUGGGCUUUUGCGGUCUAGGCUCAGCGGGUCUUGCGGGGUCGACAUAACCCGCGACCACUUCCUCAUUUGCUGUCUUUACACCUGAAAAAAAAGAGUCAAGAGACGAAAAUGGCGAUCAGGGUUCUCUACAGCACGACUCCACCAACGAGCACCAGAGGAGCAGCACCACCAACCGAUUCUUCUUCUCCUCGACUAAGACCACCAUCAGAGCUUCUCUCCAUCUUCUUUCCACCACCACUGGAGCUUCUCUCCUUCCUCGAGCUUCCACUGGAACUCUCCAUCUUCUCGUCCGAAGCAAGUUGCACCGUGCAACAACAACAACAACAACAUCUUCUCAAGCUCACCCCAAUGAAACAUCAUGUUUUGCAUACCCGCGGGCCAGCCUGCAAUGUCCUAUGUAGUAAGCGGGGCGGGUUUGGGCAGAGGUUUAAGUACCGCGGGUCACGGCGGGCUUACCCGCAAAGAACCGCCGGAGAGAGAGACCGCAGCGGGGCGGGCCAAUGCGGGGCGGGUGGUACCAAAUGCCAUCUCUAAAUAUCAACAACUAUGUUAUUAAUUAAAGUUCACAAAACAUGUUACUAACUACAAACGUGUGUUACUACUCUGCGCAUAAAAAAUGUUAUUAAUUAAAGUUCACAAAAUAUAUUACUAACUACUUGUGAAACUUCGAAUAUAGAGUUUUGGAAACUUUAAAUAAAGAGUAUUUUUGGAGAUGCUCUAUACUCAAUUAAAAAUACUCUGAAAUUUGGUUUAAAGUUUAGGUGAUUAUUUUUAAGGUUUGAUAUUUUAAGGAGAGUGGUGUUCUUUGACUCUUUUCUGUUCUUUAUCGGGGGGGGGGGGAUUUUCCUCAGUAAAUAAAACAUAUAUGUAAAUUCUCGUAGGCAAUUCUAAUUGAUCAAUAAAAAUCGACUUGUUUCAACUACUAAGUCUGUCUGGCGAUGGGUGGUACAAGGUUCAUUGUUUACUUACUGGUUUCAUAUAAUUCAGAAAAUACUAGUUUUCUCGAAGCCUCUUGUUCAAGUAAGGGGUUCCUCCGCUUUGCCAUGCAAUCCCAAGAAUCAAACUGGAAGCUACCAACUGAUCCCACCAUUAGUUUAUAAAUUUCUAUAAAUAAUUUUCAAACAUUUAUAAAUGAUUUAGGAAUGUUAAUUUUAUCUUUUUCAUAAUAAAUUUAAGAUAUUUAUAAAAAUAGUUAUUAUUUGAAAUUAAAUUUAAAAACAAUAUUAAAUUUGAGGUAAAGUUAGAAUUCUUCUAAGAAAAUUGGAGGAUUUUCAUGUUUAUCGUACCAUUAUUCAUGAUUGUCAUCACUAAAAUGACAUUUUCACAGAUAUCUUUUUCAUUAAGAGACAAAAUAUUCUUAUACACUUGCCUUAUAUAUAUAAUAAAUAAUUAUUUAAAUAAAUAAAACAAGUUUUAUAUAGUUUUCGAAUUAUAUGUUUUCAAAUUCGAACUUUUAUAUAAUUUUUGUUUUGAAUUUUUAUCUUUGAAAUAUAUUUUUCAAAUUUUCUUUUUGAAAUUCAAAAAUUAUUUUUGAUUAUUUAUUUAUAUAUUUAUUUGAAUCCUAAAUUUCACAGUCAUAACUCAUACUUCACUCCUCAACUCUAAAUCUUAAGUGUAUACUAGUUAACCUUAAGUUUAUAGAUAUCUUUUAUCUUUGUAAAAAUAAAGAUAAAAAUGGUUAAUAUAAACAUGAAAAGUAAUAUGUGGUAUUUUAGUUAAUUUCUCAAAAAAAUCUAAAUCAAAUAGAAACACCAAACUUAGCAAUAUUUGUCAUUUUUGGCAAAAACGGCAACAUCAGUCAUUUGUUUGGGGAUCAUUCAAAUGUAGAAGACGCUAAACAUAUAGGCAUAUCAAAGAGUCUACUACAACAGCUAUGAUGCGACAUCAUGCUCAUACAAAGACAAACCCUACGAACUCUAUUGUUUCCAAUUGUUCCAAAACAAUUGCUGGAACUAAAGUUGAGACUUAUUUUUGAUCAAAAAAAAAAGUUGAAACUUAUUAUAAUUUUAAAAAGGAGGGAGAGUGCCAUCUCGAGGCGACACGAGCACUUUCCCGGCGAUUCCUCCUUCACACAUUUGCACACCAUUGAAAUUCUCCAAAGUUUUUCUUUGGAUUCCCGUGAACCUCUCUUUCUCUCUCUCUUGCUUUCGCGCACCUCAAGAAAUGUCCACCGGUUUUCGUGUUUUCGUUUGUUUCUUUAUUAACAAAUUUUUUUUUUUUUAAGAAUGUGAAAUUCCAGACUUACAAUCUAUUCCAUCCGUUUCAUAAAAUUAGAUGUUUUAAAAAAAAAUUGUUUCACAAAGAUAGCCUUUUUGUAUUUUCUACGAAAAUUGUGAUUUUUAAGAAAAUUACCCACUUAUACUCCCCACGGCUACGAAGAUACGUGCCAUGUCGAUGCUGCAUGGAAAAGGGAGACGGGAACCUGCGGUGUGGGAGGAAUCUUCAGAGGACCGAACUGCACUUCACUCCCAACCAUCCGGUAUCAUCGUCGUUAUACAUCAUCAGCCCUUAUAGCUGAAGCCCUUGCGGUGCGUUCUGCAGUCAUGAUGGCUGCGUCGUCGAACAUUCAAUCCCUUACCGUCUUCUCUGAUUCUUCAGUCCUCAUCUCUCUAUUGAAGACAAAGGAAUCAAGACCGGCGCUGUAUGGCAUUAUGUUUGACAUCUAUCACCUUUGUCGUUUAUUUGAUACAAUCUCUUUCUGUUAUGUACCUCGGUUACAAAACACUGAGGCCGACGAAGUGGCAAAGUCGGCUCUCUUAUGUGCUGAUGUACCUCCUAUGGAGUAAAACACCCCUUUUAGUUUUAAUGCAAGUAGUUUGAUCAAAAAAAAAAAAAGAAAAUUAGUUGAUCUAAUGAAUUACUAUUGGUUAAAAAUUAUUGAAAAUUGAAAAUUGAAAAUUACAGAAAAUGAUACAUUUAUUAUAGUGAUUUACUGUGUUUUUUAAUAUAUAUGAAAAUACUAAAAAGUCUAUCAUUGUGAAACAGAUGCAGUAUAAUAUUUUCAACUACAUAAAAAAGUCAGAAAUUACAAUUUAAAAUAACAUUCCAUACUAAAAGACAUUCCGAUUAGAAAUAUAACAAAAACUAAGCUCCUUUACACUAGUACUAAAUCACCAACAAUUUGUUUAUUAAUUUUAUACAAUUAGAAUAUAUUAAGUGCUAAAUAGUCUUAUAGUCUUAUGGCAUCCCAAUUUUGGUAACCAUUUAUAUAGGCUGUAAAAUAUAUUUUUGAAACUUAACAAUGUUCAUAAAACAGAACCACAUACCUUUAUAAAUGUGUUUGAUUGAAACAAUAUUUAUGUUGAAUUAUCAUCGAUUUUAUUACCUAGUUUAUUUAGAAACCAUAUUAGACUAUGCAUAUACAAAAAAUUAUAAAAUAUUUUAUUACUUGCGAUAAAACAAAAGUAAAAGGUACGUAGAAAACAAAAUUUAAGUGAUCCAUGAAAAUAAAUAAAAUAAAAUUGAAAAUAUGGAAAUAUUAAUCAAUAGAAAAGGGUUAGCCAAAGUUAUUUAUUUAUUUGGCCUUUUCCAUUAUUUUUCAAGAUGAUUUUAUGAAAUGUUUCCAAAUAUUUAGCCUUUUCCUUUCUAUUCAAAUUUGCUUUUAAAAAUUUUUUUUUUACUCGUCCAAAGAUAUCCUUAGAAAAAUUUGAUGAAUUGAUUCUUAUAUUUACAACUAGGUUAUAUUUAGAGAUUACUUUAAUAUAAUUAAAUUUUAUGUUGUAAAUUUAACUCCUAAUAAUAUAUGUUCAAAAUGAUAUCAAGGAAAAAGCCAUAUCCUUGAUAUGUGUAAAUUAUUAUGUUUAAAAAAAAUAUUUUAUUACGUUUCUAAUGUGAAUAUUAUUUCUAAUGUUACAAAUAGGCAAGGGUACAUUUACCCUAAAUAAAAAAAAAUCAAACCAUAUCAAUACCCAAGUUGGAACUGAAACAAAUCAAAUUUAUAAGUAUUCGUACAUAUCUUAUAUAUUUAAAAGCAAAAGCCGAAACUGAAUUAAAACCAACCAAAAUUAACUGUAUGAAUAUAUGAAUUUUUAAAAUAGAGUUUAUAUAACUUAAAAUAUUAGUUAUAUUUAGUUUUGCAAUAACCAAAUAUCCUAACAAUAGUAUUUAUAAACUAAAUUAUUAAAAAUUUGAAUUAUUCAAAUGUGUCCACGGCUAAUUACAAGUGUGUCGCUCUUUUUAUACAUAAAUAUAUAUAUGUGUGUGUGUUUAUAAACGUCACAUGUUAAAAAAUCAUAAUUUUAAUCAUGGUCCAUCGCAUAUAGAUAGUGAUCAUGUAUUACUCAUAAUUACUGAUAUAUUGUCGAAAGUUCGAUGGACAGCACUUAAUAAGACGACGACGCACUUAACAAAACGAUUUGUUCGAGUAAAGUCGGUGAUUACAAUAAGUGGUAUUCUAACAUUUGCGUUAAAUUAGUAGUAUUUCGUUAAUCUCUACUUUGUAGAUGUGAAAUUAUGUGGUUUCUUAGUACAAGGUUUCAAGCAUGAAAGGCACCAAGGACAUAAUUGUAUAACAUACUCGCCAAAUGAGGAAAAACAUGAAACACAAAUAUUUGAGUUCUAGCUAUUGUUUCAUUAUUAAGUACCCCAAGUUGAUUAGUUAACCUCUUUAAUCUAAAUAUGCUGGCUUCCCAAGACUGCUUAUAAUUUAGGAUAAUAUGAUGCACGUAUAUAUAUAGCAAUGGUUAUUAAGAUUAUCUUUAAUUUAUACUAUUUUGAGUGGGUUCAAUUCGGCUCGGGUUUAUACAACCAUAUAUAUACUAACAUACAGAUAAUAGAAUGUCAUAAGUCACAUAACAGACAGAUAAAAUAAGAGCUAUUAUAUACUUCAAAACUGUAUAAUUUAGAUAUUUUUCUCUCAUAGGUAUUUUGAUGAGCUUAACUUUGUUAUAUCAACUAUUAAGGAUCUAUAGAUAUCAUGUAUACAAUGGUGGCAGGUUGUACAAUGUCGUAGACUUCAGAAUCAAUAUGUUAAUAUAUACAUACGUGGGUUUUGACAGUGAUUCAAUAUGUAUAAUUUUUUUAUCAUCCACAAAGACUCAAGUAUAAGAUUUUGCAAAUCUUUUGCGUAUAAUUAAUGUAGUGUACUAAAACUAUAUUGGUACAAAUAGUUCAAAGUAUCUACCAGGUGUAAGAUGUGAAAUUUAUUAUUUUAAGAAAAUUAGUCUAAUCCCAAUAAUCAUAUAUAUCAUGUAACGUUACUGAGUAAAGAAGUGUUAUUUCAGUACCAUCCGAUCCGUUUUAAGUUCGAUACGAAGAUAUUCUGAUUUGCACAAAUGGUACCGCGGAGUAAUUUGGAUCUAUUGAGGAUUUAACAUUUCAAUUCUGGUUCAAAUGGUUUCUUAAACCUUAAAUGUAGGUAUGUAUUCGAAUCUAAGUCAACGAAAGAACAAAAUAGUGAAUCGGAAUCAAGGCUGGAUUUGAGAUUUAGUGGAUCAUAAACAUUUGAAAACAAAUUUUAAAAAGAAAGUUUUCAAAAAAAUUGGAGGUCAUCCGAUUUAUAAAUGUUAGCUCUAAAUUUUUUUUAGGGCUAGACGAAUGUUUCAUAGACUGCCAUUUUUGGAUUGUAUUCUUGUUCAUGCAUUUUAGUAAAAACCUUUUUAUCAAAGUGGUUUCAUUUUCUCUGUGUCUGUUAUGUUUUAUUAGAUUGCAUGCAAAUGCGACUGACUGGAAGAAGAAAUCGACAAUAUCUGAUCAAAAAAAUCCAUACGCGAUGGUGGAGAUAUCAUAAGAAAUGAAGCAGCAAUAACUAAAACAUCGCGAAUAAUAAAAAAGCCAUAGCCGGUGACUAGAGUCAGCAAAUUGCAUAAUCUCCUACACUCGUCUCGACACACACAUUUCAACUUCUUAAAUUGUUCCCAGUUUCUGCAAGUUUUCUUUCUUUUAUUACUUUCAGACAUAACCUGAAGAAUUCCUUUAGAAAUCGAGUUGGAUCUUUUGCAAUAUACUACUAUUAGUUUGUAGGUUUAUUUCAAUUUUAUUUAUUUCUAUCAUAAACCUUUUUCACCUUCUUCUCUUCUUUUGUCUGAUUCCUACUGUCGCUUUUUUCUAAAUUUUUUUUUUUGUGUGUGUGUGUACAUGUUUCUCUCCAUAAGAGAAAGUAACUUUAAAAAACUCCAACUUGGUUUGGUAAGUACUUUACUACAUAAUAAAGUUUACGAUUAGACCUUUCAAGAUAAUAAAGCGUCACUGCUCCUGAGCUUUUCUUAAUAUACAGUUGUGGUUUUUUGCAUUUGUAGUUCUAAUUUGUCAACAUUUCUUAAGAUAAUCAACUUCUGGAGAGUAAAAAUUAGUUUUCUGGAACUUCAGAUGGCUACACUUUGUCUUGUUAAAUUUUCUCAGUCACACUCAAGUUAUUUUUAUAUUAAAUUUAGGAAAGAAGCUAGCUAUUAGUUUGGCAAAACAAUAUAGUAAAAUGGCAGCCUAUGAUUCCCUUUCGUCUGUUAUUUUACUUAAAUCUUCUAAAAUAAUAUGAAUCAGAUCACUGUCCUUACAAUCAUAUGAUCACAGUUGCAUCAUUUCGUUAUUUGAUUAUUAUUCUUUAGAUUCUAGGAGCAUUAAUUAACUAUCUGAGAUGCACCAGUCUGAACUCUGAGUAAGUUCAGUUUGGAGGAAGGCGCAAAAAGGAAACUUAUUAAUUAUUUUCUACACAAUUGACAUUUUCAUAUAUUUAAAACACAGUCGUAAAUAAAUUUAAAGAACAUAUAUAAUGUCAUUGCUACGAAAGAAAACAAUAACUUUCUUUGAAGCAGACUUAUAUACCUUUAAGAUAUUGACGUACAGAUAUAUAUAUAUAUAUUUAUUUAUGUGCACCCUAACCUUCUUUCUGUUUUUGACACUAAUGGAAAAUACAAACAACAUAUUUAUAUUACUACAUAGUUUGGCAUGCAUAGAGAUAUAUAUGUAAUUCUUUAUUACUAGUAUUUUGGUGUUAAUAUUUUAAUAUUAAUACAAUAUGUAGACUAUAUAAUUAUAAUUUGUUUUUUGUCAUCCACUAUAUAAUUAUAAUGUAUGUAUAAAUAUAUAACAAUUGAUCUUUUUUUCUUUGCACGAAUAUAACAAUUGAUCUUAAGAAGUGGAACAUCAAAACUAAGAUCAUAAUUUUAGUAUCAACGAACUCUCGUCACUCGUCACAUGGGAACUCGUUUUCUUUUCUUGAGGAGUAGCGUUAGUGUUAAAACUUGACUAUUAUCUCUACGGUGAAUUAAACAAGCUCCAACAAAUUCACUGUCAGAGAUAAGUAAUAAUCAAUUUUUGUACGAUGUUGCUAAUACUUUUGUAAUCACUUAACUCUAUUAAUGAAGAUUUUGGUGUACAAAAAAAAGUUCUUACGGUGAAUGUGCAUAAAAUUAAUAUUUUGUCAUAUGAUAGUAGAAACGGUGUUAUUGAUCAUGGAUGAUACAGAUGCACGCGACUAAACAAAGGCCUGGCUCCUAGCACAAGGCAAGCUUCUAGUGUGCAUAGAACAUUACCUAAGUGUAACUUUAACACUUAAAUUUUAUGUUACUUUUAUUUGUUAUUUAAUUUUAAUUUUUUAAACAAUAUCUCGCUUUGACGGGUGCGGAAUUCGAUUAAUUGGUCAACAUAUUUUAUCUCGGGAAAGCAAAAUAAAAUCUCAGCCCAAUUCUUUUUCCAUGUUCUAAUUUCAGUUUACAUGAUAAAAUAUAUAAAAUGGAAUUGUAUCUAUAAACAAAUUAAAUACAUUCUGUUAUUCGAGAACGAAGAUUAUACUUAUUAUAUUUUUCUCCUUUCUCCCUUAUAUUCAAAUUAUUUUGAACAAAGAGUGACUUUUACCCUUUCCAAUGCGCUUUGUAAAUAUUUAAUUAAUUACGUCGCUUUAUAUAAUAUUGCAUGUCCGUACUACAUGCAGAAGAUGAGUAAACUCGGGGAUCUACAAAUAUACUACUAUAGUUUCAGACGAUCGAUCCAGUUGUAUUAUGUACGUAUAUUAUAUUUGAUUCAUUUCAAUGCGAUUGUGUGCACACGUAGACGUAUACGAAUACGUAGUCAUGCGGUUACACAUGUAUAUGUAUAAUGGAUAUGUAAGUACAUGUGUAUGUAAAGAUGUGAGAGAGAAUAUGGUCAAUGGUAAGAGAAUGAGAUAUGAUUUGCAGUGUGGGAAUGCUGGGCUUUGGGGAGUCAUUAAUCGCAGUAAACGAGGGACGUGAGUUCCAACAAUCCAAGUGGGUGUAAUUUAGAGAGUUCAAUUUUCUUUUGGUAUUAAAUACUCCAUUCGUUUCAUAUAAUAUAUGAAGGUUUGAAUCUUUAAAUACGUAUUAAAAAAUUAUUUUAUAAUUAUUUUUUAAACAAAAAAUCAUGAAAAUAUAAUUUAAAACUAAAUUAUUUAAUUAUAAACAAAAAUAUAAUAUAAUUGGCUAUACAGUUUUUGAUAAAAAAAUUACAUAAAUAUGUGAAAACAUCAUUAUAAAACGAAAACAAUCACUUAAAACAUCAUCUAUAUUGAAACGGAUGAAGUAGUAUAUUCAAGUGAUAAAUUUGCUUUUAGGGUUUUUUUUUUUUUUUGUUAAGUAUGUGGCUUUUAGGGUUCUUACAAAAAAAAAUUGCUUUUAGGGUUUGGAUUAUUUUUUCCAGUUGCAAGUAGCUUUGUCUUCUUUACGACACUCGCGUCCUUAUUUAUUGCAAUACCAUAUCCCAGAUACAGUCAAACAUGUGAAGUGUAAUAUUUGUAUUAAUUUAGCAAACAUUAACUUAAAGGCACUUCAUUGUAUUAUUGUGGUUGGUAUGUUGUUCUGCAUAAUAGCACAUAUAUAUUUCUAAUUGAAUAUAUAUAUAUAUAUAUAUAUAUAUAUACACAUGUAUAUUUUUUUUGGGUCAAAUAUAUACACAUUUGCAUCAUUUCUAUGGUUGAUAAUUAAAUUAAGAUAAUCCUUAAUAGGCUUAAUUAUAAAAACAUUUCAAACGAACAUGUGUAAUAGGUUUAACUUUAUAACCUGUUUGGCUUCCUAAAAAUUAACUUUCAACACUUUUAACACAUAUCUUCUUCUCCUUGGUUUAAACCCCUCAAGUUACAAGAGAGUUUUUAGAGAGAGAAAGUACAAGGUAACGAUUGUGUUGAUCUAUUUUUCUCCUCAAUCCUUGAUAAGUAACCCCUCUUUCUUUUAUAAGUCUCUAAUCGAUUCGUGUUUCUUCUCAGUUCAUAUCAUUGCAGGAUCAAAUAUAUCGUACUGAUUUAAGUUUUGAUUCCAAAGAGGAGAAGAAAAUGAAUUCAAACAAUUGGCUUGCCUUUCCUCUAUCACCAACUCACUCUUCUUUGCCUCCUCACAUCCACUCUUCACAAACCUCUCAUUUCAACCUGGGCCUGGUCAACGACAAUAUGGACAACCCUUUUCAAAACCAAGAAUGGAAUAUGAUCAAUCCACACGGUGGAGGCGGUGAAGGAGGAGGGGUUCCAAAAGUGGCUGAUUUCUUAGGAGUUGGCAAAUCAGAGAUUCAUCAAGCCGACCACAACCUCGUAUCUUACAACGACAUUCAUCAAACCAAUGACUCAGAUUACUACUUCCAAACCAACAGCUUGUUACCUACCGUUGUCACUUGUGCCUCUAACACUCCUAAUAACUAUGAGCUUCAAGCGAGUGCUCACAAUUUACAAUCUCUCACUCUUUCCAUGGGAAGUACUGGAGCUACUGCUGCUGCUGCCGCCACCCUUAAAGCCUCACCGGAUGAUAUUAGCACUGAUAAUAGUAGUAGCACUACUAACACAGGUGGAGGAGCCAUCGUUGAAGCUACACCGAAAAGGACCUUGGAAACUUUUGGACAAAGAACUUCUAUCUAUCGUGGCGUUACAAGACAUAGAUGGACCGGUAGAUACGAAGCGCAUCUCUGGGAUAAUAGUUGUCGAAGAGAAGGACAAUCAAGGAAAGGAAGACAAGUCUACUUAGGUGGGUAUGACAAAGAAGAGAAAGCAGCAAGAGCAUAUGAUUUAGCUGCACUUAAAUACUGGGGCCCCUCUACUACUACCAACUUUCCUGUUACUAACUACGAAAAGGAAGUUGAGGAGAUGAAACACAUGACGAGACAAGAGUUUGUGGCUGCUAUUAGAAGGAAAAGUAGUGGAUUCUCGCGUGGUGCAUCGAUGUAUCGCGGAGUAACAAGGCAUCAUCAACAUGGAAGAUGGCAAGCAAGGAUCGGCCGAGUUGCCGGAAACAAAGAUCUCUACUUGGGAACUUUCAGCACGGAGGAAGAAGCAGCAGAAGCAUACGACAUAGCUGCAAUAAAGUUUCGAGGUCUAAACGCGGUUACAAACUUUGAGAUAAACCGCUACGACGUGAAAGCCAUCCUAGAGAGUAACACACUUCCUAUAGGAGGUGGUGCGGCUAAACGUCUCAAAGAAGCUCAAGCUCUUGAAUCAUCAAGAAAACGCGAGGAAAUGAUAGCACUGAGCUCAAACCUCCAUCAGUAUGGUGCACCCUCGAGCUCUAGGCUUCAGCUUCAACCUUACCCGCUAAGCAUUCAACAACCUUUUGAGCAUCUUCAUCAUCACCAGCCUUUACUUACUCUACAGAACAACAAUGAUAUCUCGCAGUAUGAUUCCUAUAGUUACAUCCAGACACAGCUUCAUCUUCACCAACAACAAACCAACGAUUAUUUGCAGUCUUCUAGUCACAGCUCGCAGCUCUACAAUGCUUAUCUUCAGAGCAACCCUGGAAUGCUUCAGGGCUUUGUCUCCGAUGAUAACAACAACAACACUUCAGGGUUUCUUGGAAACAAUGGGAUCGGUAUUGGGUCAACCUCGACCGUUGGAUCAUCUGCUGGGGAUGAGUUUUCCACGGUUAAAGUUGAUUAUGAUAUGCCUCCUUCAGGUGGAGCCACAGGGUAUGGAGGAUGGACUACUGGAGAGUCUGUUCAGGGAUCAAAUCCAGGAGGUGUUUUCACAAUGUGGAAUGAAUAAAAGGCUGGUUUAUCUGUCUUUGUUUGCGAGACAAGGUAGGUUCUAGAUGACAGCUAUAUUAUUUCCUUGUCUCGCAAGUAACCGGAUUGACUGUAGUCUUCUUAUUGGUUAGCAGAGAAUUUAGGAUUUUGUUUCUUUGUUUUACUUAUGACGGCGAAGAUGAUGAACUUGUAGACAGCGGUUAACAGAGUCCUCAAGGGUUAGGGUUUUAUGGGCACUAAAACAAGAUUCAUAAGUGCCCAAAUUUUGUUUAAAAGCUAACCCUUCUGACUAGUUUCUCAAACUUGUAACUCGUUUUAUUUAAAGAUUUAUAUUUCCUCUA